Phyllostomus discolor (pale spear-nosed bat) is the source of this 1351-nucleotide messenger RNA. RefSeq names its product UDP-glucuronosyltransferase 1A3-like. Gene Ontology annotation, molecular function: UDP-glycosyltransferase activity. Bases 299 to 1306 code for a protein of 335 amino acids. NCBI's taxonomy places the organism in Eukaryota, Metazoa, Chordata, Mammalia, Chiroptera, Phyllostomidae. The record is from RefSeq and is a predicted model, not a curated record. The transcript has a single exon.
ACCCACAGCCUUGUUUGGGGAAUUGAAGGAGAAAUAAGGAGAGUGAACUAGAAAGUUCCCUGGAGAAAGCAGCGAAACUCAGAUGAACUCCUCCGCAACAAGGGGGACUGUUAUCUCCCGAGGAAACGUAGGAGGGUGAAGGGCAAGGGCAGAUGCAUUCUGCAAUGAUUAACGUAGGUGGGGCACCCAGCCCUCCCGUGACACGCCCUUCUGUUAAUUGGCUUGAUGACAGGAUAAGACAAAAAAAAGUCACAGACGAGACUCAGUGGGAGCUGAAAAGUCGGUUGCUGGUUCGUCUAUGGAGAUGGCUGCGGGGCCCCCGCUUCCCCUGGCGGCGCUCCCGGGGCUGCUGCUCUUCCUGUGUGCAGGGCCCUGGGCCGAGGGCGGGAAGGUGCUGGUGGUCCCCAUGGAGGGCAGCCACUGGCUCAGCAUGCGGAAGGCCGUGCAGGAGCUCCAUGCCAGGGGCCACCAGAUCGUGGUCCUUUCACCGGAGGUGACUCUGCACGUCAAGGAGGAAGACUUUUUCACCCUGAAAACCUACCCCAUUCCCUACACCCAGGAUGAAUUUCAGUAUCUCGUGUUGGGCCAGAGCCACCUGAUUUUUGAAAGAGUACACUAUCUAAAAGCAUUUUGGAAAAGCAUGGCAGUUUUGAAAAACGUGUCUGUCAUCUUUCAGAAGUCUUGUGAGGAGCUGGUGCGUAACGGGGACCUGGUCAGGCAGUUGAAUGCCAGUGCCUUCGAUGUGGUUUUGACGGACCCCGUCUACCCCUGCGGGGCAGUGCUGGCUCAGUACCUGUCCCUUCCUGCGGUGUUUUUCCUGCGUGCCAUCCCAUGCGACCUUGACUUUGAGGGCACGCAGUGCCCAAACCCUUCCUCGUAUAUCCCCAGGUUACUAACAAGGCAUUCGGACCACAUGACGUUCCUGCAAAGGGUCAAGAACAUGCUCUACCCCCUGGUCAUGCAGUACCCUUGCCACGUUUCCUUGUCUCCUUAUGCGAGCCUGGCCUCUGAGCUCCUGCAGAGAGAGGUGUCGCUGGCGGAUGUUUUCGGCUACGCGUCCCUGUGGCUGUUCCGAGGGGACUUCGUGUUGGACUACCCCAGGCCGCUCAUGCCCAACAUGGUCUUCAUCGGGGGCAUCAACUGUGCCCACAGGAAGCCACUGUCUCAGGUCUGUACCUGUGCUUGUGUGCAAUCCGUGCGUCGGGCGGGACUCGUUUUAUUUUUCCAACUCAGGCCAAGAGCUGGCGGACCUCCCCAUCUUCUCUGUGGGUUUUCGCCUCUCAUUCUCCGUCUGAGUCUUGGGUGAGAGAAACGGUUUCAGUGGCGUCAGCAGUGCGGGGAAGGUCUGUGA